Branchiostoma belcheri (Belcher's lancelet) is the source of this 2747-nucleotide messenger RNA. Its product is annotated as transforming growth factor-beta-induced protein ig-h3-like. The coding region runs from base 189 to 1112 and encodes 307 amino acids. Gene Ontology annotation, biological process: cell adhesion; extracellular matrix organization. The transcript has 7 exons. Gene Ontology annotation, cellular component: extracellular matrix. Lineage: Eukaryota; Metazoa; Chordata; Leptocardii; Amphioxiformes; Branchiostomatidae. The record is from RefSeq and is a predicted model, not a curated record. Gene Ontology annotation, molecular function: cell adhesion molecule binding.
GCAAGUAUGAUUACCCAUUGGUAAAGCGUAAUGGUUUAACCUAAGUAAACUCCUCUACGUUUAUUAACCAAGGCAUUUGACAUCGAUCACGUGGUUAACCCACGCUGGUUUAUACCAGCCUCAGCCACGCCCACUUCUGGUCUUACUUCCCCACAAUAACGUUCGAGCUGGAUAGUUAGGAACUGGACAUGAGGGGUGUUGUUGUGUUCGUGUGUCUGGUCUGGAUGGGUCUGGAGUGCUCAGCAGAUCUGCAGAUCCCCAUAGAGACGACAGAGGGGGCUUCAAAGACGGUCGUUGACGAGAUAAGUGCGUUAAAGCUGACGUCGCUUGCGAGUUUCUUGGACAAAGCAAAGCUGACAGACGCUCUGAAGGGGAAAGGUCCCUUUACAGUUUUCGCACCAGCUGACGAGGCGUUCAAACGGCUGUCUAAACCUGUUCUGGACGCCCUGAACAAAGGCACUGCCACGGCCAAGGACGUCCUGCAGUACCAUGUUGUCAGUGGACACACCAUCAUGUCCAAGGACCUGAAAAACGACGAGACUGUCGGCAUGUUGAACAAGAGGAACGCAACUAUCAACGUCUAUCAACACAUGAAUGCAGGAAAGAUCUACACCAUCAACGGUGUUGACAUCACGAAGGCUGAUAACAAGGCCGAUAAUGGAGUCGUCCAUGAGAUCAGCAGAGUACUCUACCCAUUUCCCAAUGGUACAGUCGGAGACCUCAUCAAAUAUAGCGAAGCUCACAAAACUCUUUGUCAGCUGUUAGACAAGUCCAAACUGAUGACGACACUACAGAACACCACACAGAUGUUCACACUGUUCGCGCCGACUGACGCCGCCUUUAAACUCGCCAACAUGACGGAAAUCAACAAACUGAACAACACUGAGCUUAGCAAGGUUCUCCUUCGCCACGUGCUGCCAGAUAUCUACUACCAACAGGCGUUCUAUGAUAACGAGAGUAUCAAGACUUUGUCCAAGGAGACCAUGGUGCUCAUUGUGGGGGUUGGCGGGGUUUCUGUUGUUGUUGACCAGAUAGAAGGCUACGUCAACAAUCCCAACCACGCAUGCACCAACGGCGUUGUCCAUGCCAUCGACCGUGUUCUGUUCAAGUGACGUCACAUCCGUCCUCAAGUGACGUCACGUCCGUUCCGAGGAGACGUCACAUCCGCCAAACUUUUCGCAUUCUGUAUAAUAGCGGUGGAGAGAAAAUUGUCCGUUAAGAAUUUUCAAAACGGUUGGCAAUUGCAACAACACUGAAUUGUGCAGUUAUACAAAUAGAAAUAUGUUCAGUAUUACAAUGUAGAAAUUUGUUUCUACGUAAUUCAAGAUAUCAUGCUGCAGUGUCAAUGAAACUCAAAAAUCAUGACCAUAGCAUAUUCGGAAUAUACCAUCAAAAGUUCCACUGUAAUACCUUAGAAAGCUGCUAGGAGGCCCAUGAUUGAAUUUGUCCUUCGUUUUGUAGACGCCUGUCCACAUCUUAAAUACCAUAAAUAUCCAUCCACAACUUCUUUGGCUGUGCUGGCAUCACAAACACACAAACGAACACGAAAAGACAACCUUCUAAAUUGGUGAGCGUAAUUAUGUGACGCUGCGUUUAGCUUACGACACGCGGUUGCAAAAGCACUAUAGUGAGAAACCUCGAGCUUUAUGGGCUCAUACUUCCAAAUGGCAAGACUGUUCGUAUGAAAUCUUAAAUCAAAGUCUUCAGGCGAGAAUUCCGUGCCUUGAAGCUUGAAAUGGACAUGAAUUUUUCAUGCUUUGAAGUGAAGACUUCUCCUGUUGAUGGCGCCAAGAGAUGUCUUUAGUGAAAACGCCAUUUGUUUUACUGUAUUUUAUCUGAUGGCUCUCAAAGGGGGACGACAAGUUGCAGUUGUUGUGAGUAAUAGUUACUUUUAACUUUUGACAUGAUCAACUGAGAUGGAUGACGCCAUUUUAGACUCUUUGGGCUGCAGUGUGUCUCUGUCCGCUAGGUGGCUUUCUUAGCCCUUCUUAGCCCUUGUCCAUGACAAAAUGAAAGGUUUAUGUAUUUGGUUAUAACGUUAUUUCUAGUUUUCUCUUAAAGCAGGGACGUAGCCAAACGCACCCUGGUUAGAUAACAGUGUCACAAACGUUGAGAAAACAAAGAAACAGUCGUUUUGAAAUCUUUAAAGGCAGAAUGACAGCUAUUUCAGCACCAAGGUCAGCCCCAAUCUCCCAAAUCGAAUGUAAAAGCAGCAUAGUUAAAAGAACAUGUAAUUUUCUGACGCCAUUUGAACUGUUAACGGCCGUUUGGUGUGACGUCAUAUCCUGUGUGUUAUGUCGUUUGACUGCGUAAACGACGCCAAUGACGUCACGAAAUUUUACGCGCGCUUUUGGGGAUAAUCAGGCAAUCUGAGGUGACAGAAAGACGAGUUCUACACGAAUUUAUUAGUCAUAGGCGCCUGGACAAAUUAUGAGACGAAUUAACCUGAAAAUCGGUUUGUACAUUUUAUAAGUUGAGAUGAUUUACGAUGCACAUAACCGACAGCUACAUAUAAACUGCAAUAAAAUUGAUCUUUAAUGACUAAUUACAUGGAACCAGCGUCACAAUAUUCCGGUUAUUGUCGUUAACUACCAAAAGUCCAAAGACACGUCGACAGAGGGUAUUUGAGGUAAGGUUAUGGAUUUUGCAAUCAAAUUCUGGCUUAUUCUCAAAAACUAACUUUCUUGUUGAGAAACAAGGCAAACGAUUGUGGUUCCAACGGCUGAAUCUACAACAUGGAUCCAACA